AUGCCUCCCAAGAAGGCCGAAAAAGGCGGUGGCAAGAAGCCAUCCGCGACCAAGGCUGUCGAAGACAAGACCUUCGGUAUGAAGAACAAGAAGGGUGGUGCCGCUCAGAAGCAGAUUGCCCAGAUGCAGGCGUCGGCAAAGAACGGCGGCAACGCUGAACAGAAGCGCAAGGAGGCAGAGAAGGCGCAGAGGGAGAGAGAAAAGAAGGCUGCCGAGGACGCUAAGAAGGAGGCUGCACUGCUCAUGAACAAGCCUGCCCAGAUCCAAAAGGUUCCUUUUGGCGUGGAUCCCAAAACCGUUGUCUGCAUUUUCUUCAAGAAGGGCAACUGCGAGAAGGGAAAGAAGUGCAAAUUUUCCCACAACUUGGACGACGAGAGAAAGACGGAGAAGAGGAGUUUGUACACUGAUACUCGUCAAGAGGAGGAGGAGAAGAAGAAGGCUGAGACUUCGGCCGACUGGGAUGAAGACAAACUCCGGUCAGUCGUUCUCUCUAAGAAGGGCAACCAGCAGACCACUACGGACAAGGUCUGCAAAUUCUUCAUUGAGGCCAUCGAGGACGGUAAAUACGGUUGGUUCUGGAUUUGUCCAAAUGGAGGUGACAAGUGCAAAUACAAGCAUGCUCUGCCACCUGGAUUCGUCCUGAAGACCAAGGAACAACGGGCGGCAGAGAAGGCACUGAUGGACAAGUCACCUCUCAAGACUUUGACCCUCGAAGACUUCCUCGAGUCCGAACGACACAAGCUCACCGGAACUCUCACACCCGUCACACCUGAAUCGUUCGCCAAAUGGAAGAAGGAGCGUUUGGAUAAGAAGGCUGCUGAGGAACAGGCGAAGAAGGCCAAGGAAGCGACUGGUCGUGCGCUCUUUGAGAGUGGCAACUGGCGGUCAACAGAGGACGACGAAUCCGAGGACGAUGACGACGGUGUUUGGAACUUGGAGAAGCUGCGUGCCGAAACCAAGGCUUUGCGGGACAGAAAGGAGGAGGAACGCCUGAUGGCGGCCAACGGCGGUGUCGUGCCUCCAGAGUUGGGUACAGCGACUGCGGAAGCGUCCGUCUCUUGA
Messenger RNA from Colletotrichum truncatum, 1062 nucleotides. Its product is annotated as translation machinery-associated protein 46. The record is from RefSeq and is a predicted model, not a curated record. Gene Ontology annotation, cellular component: cytosol. NCBI's taxonomy places the organism in Eukaryota, Fungi, Ascomycota, Sordariomycetes, Glomerellales, Glomerellaceae. Gene Ontology annotation, molecular function: mRNA binding; metal ion binding. Gene Ontology annotation, biological process: cytoplasmic translation.